Mesocricetus auratus (golden hamster) is the source of this 975-nucleotide messenger RNA. RefSeq names its product olfactory receptor 5M11-like. Bases 1 to 975 code for a protein of 324 amino acids. The transcript has a single exon. The record is from RefSeq and is a predicted model, not a curated record. Gene Ontology annotation, cellular component: membrane. Gene Ontology annotation, molecular function: G protein-coupled receptor activity; olfactory receptor activity; odorant binding. Lineage: Eukaryota; Metazoa; Chordata; Mammalia; Rodentia; Cricetidae. Gene Ontology annotation, biological process: G protein-coupled receptor signaling pathway; sensory perception of smell.
AUGCCACUCACAAACAGCACUGAAUUUACAGAAUUCAUUUUACUGGGGCUCACAGAUCGCCCAGAACUCCAGCCACUCCUCUUUGUGCUGUUUCUGUUUGUUUACCUUGUCACUGUCUUAGGCAACAUGGGCAUGGUGGCCCUGAUAAGCCUGAACUCCCGCCUUCACACACCCAUGUACUUCUUCCUCAGUAAUUUGGCAUUUGUGGAUCUGUGUUACACCUCAACUGCGACCCCACAGAUGUUAACUAAUUUCUUAUCAGACAAGAAGACCAUUUCCUUCACUGGCUGCUUUAUCCAGUGCUACCUUUUCAUUGCACUUCUCCUCACAGAGUUUUAUAUUCUGGCAGCCAUGGCCUAUGACCGCUAUGUGGCCAUAUGUAAUCCUCUGCGUUACAGUGUGAAAAUGUCCAGACGAGUCUGCAUCUGCUUGGCCCUAUGUCCUUAUGUUUAUGGCUUCUCAGAUGGUUUAUUCCAAGCCAUCCUGACCUUCAGCAUGACCUUCUGUAAAUCCAAUGUCAUCAACCACUUCUACUGUGCUGACCCACCACUCAUUAAGCUGUCUUGCUCUGAUACUUAUAUAAAAGAACAUGCCAUGUUAAUAUCAGCAAGCUUUAACCUCUCCAGUUCCCUCACAAUCAUCCUGGUGUCUUAUGCCCUCAUUAUUGCUGCCAUUUUAAGGAUCAAAUCAGCUGAAGGAAGGCACAAAGCAUUCUCUACCUGUGGUUCUCACAUGAUGGCUGUCACAUUGUUUUAUGGUACUCUCUUCUGCAUGUAUGUAAGACCACCCACUGACAAGACUGUUGAGGAAUCCAAAAUAAUAGCUGUCUUCUAUACUUUUGUAAGCCCAAUGCUGAAUCCACUAAUAUAUAGCCUGAGGAAUAAAGAUGUAAAGCAGUCCUUGAAGACAGUCCUCAGGCAAAAUGUUAUCAGCAUAGGAGUGCUGCCUCCAUUUUCCAAUAAAGCACAACUAUAA